Messenger RNA from Mucor mucedo, 834 nucleotides. Its product is annotated as ribonuclease P. Gene Ontology annotation, molecular function: ribonuclease MRP activity; ribonuclease P activity. NCBI's taxonomy places the organism in Eukaryota, Fungi, Mucoromycota, Mucoromycetes, Mucorales, Mucoraceae. The coding region runs from base 1 to 834 and encodes 277 amino acids. Gene Ontology annotation, cellular component: multimeric ribonuclease P complex; ribonuclease MRP complex. The transcript is spliced from 2 exons. Gene Ontology annotation, biological process: tRNA 5'-leader removal; tRNA 3'-end processing; endonucleolytic cleavage in ITS1 to separate SSU-rRNA from 5.8S rRNA and LSU-rRNA from tricistronic rRNA transcript (SSU-rRNA, 5.8S rRNA, LSU-rRNA). The record is from RefSeq and is a predicted model, not a curated record.
AUGCACAGUUUAGACGCCAAUUUGAAUUCAGAUAACGUGGUCGUUCUCAACCCCAACGGUAAAUUAUACCUCAGUCUACUCAAGAACACCUACGAAACCUUUGGUAUGGAAGGCAUCAAACGCACAAAAGCAGAUAUCAAGCACGAUAAACACAUCAUCAUGAUUGAUCUCAAAAGCCCUCAUUUUAAACCUGAUAGUAAGGCAUUCAAUCGUUUAAAGUGGUGUUUAGAAAAUACCUUGACAACCACUUUUAGUAUGGUUGCUUGUGCUACAGACAAAGUGACAGGAACAACAAUAGAUAUACAAUGGCCUUCCAUGACACAACGGAUAAUGAAAUUGGACAUGGAACCCGAAUUAGAGACAUUGACGGAUAUUCAUAUACCUACAUUCGACUCUAUCAAACACGACAUACACGCACAACCUACAGAGGAUUGGGAUACAGAGGCCAUGGACGCUAUUGAAUGGUUAGGGUUGGCUCAUGUCAAAGCAAGUCGUAUCAAGAAUUCCGAUAGACCCAACCCUUUUAUAUCUGUCUACCAAGCACCGGGUACUUUAUUAGAGAGUCAAAGAGGAACACUUGUCAAAUGGAAGGGAUUUAUUCCUGCAUCCAUCAUUCAAAACAUCUUGACCAAUCUUCGCAAAAUGAUGGCAUCUGGUGUCACGUCGGAAUGGACUUCACUUAGUGUGUGGGGAUACAAGGAUUCGCCAUUUACAUGGAAAGAAGUACAACAUUAUCACGCUUUAAACGGAGAGAAUGAUUACACAUUUUUACUAUUACCCAAAUUACAGUCCGCCUAUACAUAUCAACUCUACGGUUCUCAUCAUGUCAAAUAG